CUUCAUCGCAGUCGCUUGUGGAUCUCCGAACGGAUCGGAACGAAGUCAAAUCUUUGGCCGGAGCAAAACCUCCGGAUCGUCGCGUCGGUCGCCUACCGUGUGUGUGGGUGAGAGUGAGAGAGAGCGAGCGAGCAGUGAAGGAAGGAAAAAAAACGGGAGUGUUCCACUCACACACAACCAGCCACAGUGAAGAAGCCAUUUUUCAUUCGCUGCAGUGGCCUCGAAAAAAUCGUCGACGACGUCGGGCAACGGGACGGUUCCGGAACGGUGUUUUUUCUGGUCAACUCGGUGCGUCGGACGGAGCAAGAUGCUGGUUUGAGAGCACCGGCGGAAGAGUUUAAAUUCUGUGAAUUUCAGUUUGCGUGUGUGUUUUUGUGUGUGCGUGUUUUUCCGGAAAUUCCGGACUGCGUGAAAAGGUGUUUCCCGUGACCUGGACCGCGACGACGAAGGGAAGGUGGUGCAGAGCGGCGCAGUGAAAAAAUUAGAUCGAUAUUUUCCUCCAUUAUUGUGACGGCAGCAGCGCCCCGAGUGGCCAAUUUUCUCUUGGAUUUUCCUUCGCCGCAGAAGAAAGUGCCGUGGCCACCGCGGCCAAAAAACGGCCAGCCCCGCAAGAAGAAAGGCACCGAUCGAAAUUAUCAUGAAAGCCACGAGAGCGUGAAAAUUUAGUUUUCGUUUUGUCCAGCGGGGAAAGUUUCGGUCCAAGUUCCGGUCACCGGGUUCGCUUCCGUCGGAACAUUUUCGUCGGGAGGCUCGCGUCGGUUCCCCCAAAAUCCCCCCACCCGUGUCGCGUUAGGCCGUAACAAACGGAACUUUUCGCAGUCGGCCACGGCAGACUUGGCCCCACGGUUUUCCCCUUUUCGUUUCUGCUUCUUUUCUCCACACACGCAAGAAAGAGGCAGGAGAGGGCCCCACUGCGAGAGUGGCCACAUCGUCGUAGUCGUCGCGAGAGAGACUGAGAGCGAUUCUUUCUUUUUCUUCGCCGACGGAACUCGCAGCAGUCGAAAAUGUCGGCCGACCGGGAGAUUCCGGCCGAGGAUAGCAUCAAGGUGGUGUGCCGAUUCCGGCCGCUCAACGACAGUGAGGAGCGCGCCGGGUCCAAGUUUGUGGUCAAGUUCCCGUCCGGCCAGGAGGAGAACUGCCUGUCGAUUGGGGGCAAAGUAUACCUGUUUGACAAAGUGUUCAAACCGAACGCGACACAGGAAAAGGUGUACAAUGAGGCGGCCAAAUCGAUCGUCAGCGACGUGCUGGCCGGGUACAACGGCACGAUCUUCGCCUAUGGUCAGACCUCGUCCGGUAAGACGCACACGAUGGAGGGCGUGAUCGGCGACCCGGGCAAGCAGGGCAUCAUCCCGCGCAUCGUCAACGACAUCUUCAACCACAUCUACAGCAUGGAGGUGAACCUGGAGUUCCACAUCAAGGUGUCGUACUACGAGAUCUACAUGGACAAGAUCCGGGAUCUGCUGGACGUGUCCAAGGUGAACCUGAGCGUGCACGAGGACAAGAACCGGGUGCCGUACGUGAAGGGUGCGACGGAGCGGUUCGUGUCGAGCCCGGAGGACGUGUUCGAGGUGAUCGAGGAGGGCAAAUCGAACCGGCACAUUGCCGUGACCAACAUGAACGAGCACUCGUCGCGAUCGCACUCGGUCUUUCUGAUCAACGUCAAGCAGGAGAACCUCGAGAACCAGAAGAAGCUUUCGGGCAAGUUGUACCUGGUCGAUUUGGCGGGUUCGGAGAAGGUGUCAAAAACGGGGGCUGAGGGAACGGUGCUGGACGAGGCGAAGAACAUCAACAAGUCGCUGUCGGCGCUCGGAAAUGUGAUUUCGGCGCUGGCCGACGGCAACAAAACCCACAUCCCGUACCGUGACUCGAAGCUGACGCGUAUCCUGCAGGAGUCGCUCGGUGGCAAUGCACGCACCACGAUCGUCAUCUGCUGCUCGCCGGCCAGCUUCAACGAGGCGGAAACCAAGUCCACGCUCGACUUUGGACGACGCGCCAAGACGGUCAAGAACGUGGUCUGCGUGAACGAGGAGUUGACGGCGGAAGAGUGGAAGCGUCGGUACGAGCGGGAAAAGGAAAAGAAUGGCCGGCUCAAGGGUAAGGUGGAGAAGCUGGAGGCGGAACUGGCGAGAUGGCGCGCCGGUGAGACGGUCAACGAGGAGGAGCAGCUCGACCUGCAGGACGUGAUGGAGGCUAGCACACCGAACGUGGAGGUUCUGUUGGAGAAACCGGUGGUGGAUCUGCCGGUGCCGGCCACUCCGAGUGGACUGACGAUGGUCGGAUCGAUCAGCGCCGACGAGCGGACCGCGCUGGAGCAGGAACGUGAGCGACUGUACCAGCAGCUGGACGACAAGGACGAGGAGAUCAACCAGCAGUCGCAGUACGUGGAGAAGCUGAAGGAGCAGAUCAUGGACCAGGAGGAGCUGAUUGCGAACACGAGGCGAGACUACGAGAACCUGCAGGCGGAGAUGACGAGGAUUCAGCAGGAGAACGAAAGCGCCAAGGAGGAGGUCAAGGAGGUGCUACAGGCGCUGGAGGAACUUGCCGUCAACUACGACCAGAAGUCGCAGGAGAUUGAGUCCAAGAACAAGGAGAUUGACUCGGUCAACGAUGAGCUGCUGCAGAAGCAGGCCUCGCUGAACAGUGCCCAGUCGGAGCUGCAGCAGCUGAAGGACAUGUCGGCACACCAGAAGAAGCGAAUCAACGAGAUGUUGAGCAAUCUGCUGCGGGACUUGUCCGAGGUUGGCCAAGCGCUGGCCGCCGACCAGAACGAGAUGAAGCUGAACGUGGAGGCUUCCGCGGGCAAACUGGAGGAGGAAUUCACCGUGGCCCGGUUGUACAUCAGCAAGAUGAAGUCCGAGGCGAAGAACGUCUCGCAACGGUGCUCGAACCUGGAGAAUCUCCAGCAGGAGGCCAACCGAAAGGUCGGCGAGUACGAGAAGGACCUCAGCGAGUGCCGACUGCUGAUCUCCCAGCACGAAGCCCGCAUGAAGUCCCUGCAGGAGUCGAUGCGCGAAGCCGAGAACAAGAAGCGCACCCUCGAGGAGAACGUGGACGCCCUGCGGGAAGAAUGCGCCAAGCUCAAAGCCGCCGAGCAGGUCUCCGCCGUCAACGCCGAAGAGAAGCAAAAGGCUGACCAGCUGAAGGCCGCCUUCGAGAACCAGAUGGACCAACUGCGGGACGCCCACACGAAGCAGGUGUCGGCGCUUCGUGAUGAGAUUUCCGAGAAACAGGAAUUCAUCAACGAACUGAAGGACACCAACCAGAAGCUGUCGCUCGCCCACCAGCAGAUGACCGCCGACUACGAGAAGCUGCGCCAGGAGGAGGCGGAAAAGUCCGCCAAACUGCAGGAGCUUAUGCUCACAAACGAGCGACGAGAGCAGGCUCGUAAGGAUCUCAAGGGACUCGAGGACACCGUGGCCAAGGAGCUGCACACGCUGCACGCCCUCCGGAAGCUGUUUGUGCAGGAUCUGCAGGCCCGCAUCAAAAAGUCCAUCAACUCGGAGGAGACGGAAGACGACGGCGGUUCGCUGGCCCAGAAGCAGAAGAUCUCGUUCCUCGAGAACAACCUGGAGCAGCUGACGAAGGUGCACAAGCAGCUGGUGCGGGACAACGCCGAUCUGCGGUGCGAGCUGCCCAAGCUGGAGAAGCGCCUCCGGACGACGAUGGAGCGCGUGAAGGCGCUGGAGACGGCCCUGAAGGAGGCGAAGGAGGGCGCGAUGCGGGACCGCAAGCGUUACCAGUACGAGGUGGACCGCAUCAAGGAGGCGGUCCGGCAGAAGAAUCUCGCCCGCCGCGGACCGCAGGCGCAAAUUGCAAAACCCAUCCGUGCUGGCCAGGGACACAUCCUGUUCAAGACGGCCGGUGCCGCUAGCUCACCGGUGACACCAAAGGCGAUCACGGACGAGAAGAGGAAGUCGCUAGUGAAAGAUUCCGAGAGUUGAAUUGACUAAGUGACACGCAACGCAGAGGUCGCCGCCGCUUAGCAACGAGCAACUCUGAAAAAAAUUGCUACCGUUUAAGCACUAAAUUUUCCACGCUGCAAUUAUAUAUAAAGCAUAGAUAUAUAAACACACUUACACGCAGAACACAACACACCAGCUAGGAAUGAUUGAAAUCGCAGAACAAUUCUGGACUAUGAGGACAAAGCGACAAAAAAAAAACGCUAAUAAUUGUGCAACAAACGAAAUUUUACCCGCUAUGAGAGGCAAACAAAUUUACUAAAAUUGGAGAACAAUAGAAAAACUAAAUCAAACAAAUUUAAUCAUAGAUGUUAAGCACCAAACAAGAAAAAAAAACUAAUAUAUUGAGAGAAAACAACAAACAAUAGUGCACACACACACAGCGCGAGCGCGUUUAAAAAUUCUAUAUUUUUGGCUUUGCAGCAGCUGCAGCAGAAUGCAUGCGAGAGAGCGAGAGAGAAAGAGAGAGGAUUGCGCGCGUACACGCUAAACAAAAUGAUGGUGUCUUUAAAUUAUAACACUACACGCAGAAAGUGCGGCUUAGCGCGAUUCAAUGUGCAACACACACACUCACAAUAGACGAACACUUACGAAGGUAGAAUAACAGAUUAACACAAACAAUUUUGGCGAAAAAAAAAAAUGAAACAGUUACAAACCCGGCUAGGCGUGAUCAAUGA
Culex pipiens pallens (northern house mosquito) is the source of this 4636-nucleotide messenger RNA. It is a transcript of the gene Khc, whose product is annotated as kinesin heavy chain. Gene Ontology annotation, molecular function: microtubule binding; microtubule motor activity; ATP binding. The transcript has 8 exons. The record is from RefSeq and is a predicted model, not a curated record. Lineage: Eukaryota; Metazoa; Arthropoda; Insecta; Diptera; Culicidae. Bases 1005 to 3941 code for a protein of 978 amino acids. Gene Ontology annotation, biological process: mitotic spindle organization; microtubule-based movement.